UUGCCCGUCGUGCUGCAGGGUUUGGUGCUGAAGCAGCCUGCUGGAGGCAUGGGGUUGAGCGUGGGGCGCGCUGCUCCAUGCCCUGGUCCAGGGGGCCCUGCUGUGCCCGGCCGGUGCCUGGGAGUUUUGGUGGCUCUGCUGGUGGGGAUCUGGGACGCCAGCGCGCAGAGUGAAUUUGCAACUUCGUCCGUGUAUUUGUGGAAGACCGGUCCGUGGGGGCGAUGCAUGGGAGACGAGUGCGGCCCGGGUGGCAUCCAGACGCGAGCGGUGUGGUGUGCCCACGUGGAGGGCUGGACGACCCUGCCCACGAACUGCAAGCAGGUGGAGAGGCCGGACAACCAGCAGCACUGCUUCCGCGUGUGCGACUGGCACAAGGAGCUCUACGACUGGCAGCUGGGCAGCUGGAAUCAGUGCCGGCCCGUCCUGGCCAGGGGCCACGAGAAACCCGCCGAGUGCCUCAAAGGCGAGGAAGGCAUCCAGGUGAGGGACGUGACCUGCAUUCAGAAAGCCAACGGCGUCCCGGCCGAGGAUGUCAUAUGCGAGUACUUUGAGCCCAAGCCUCGGCAGGAGCAGGCGUGCCUCAUCCCCUGCCGGCAGGACUGCAUCGUGGCCGAAUUUGCCCCGUGGUCGGAGUGCUCCAAGACCUGCGGCAGCGGGCUGCAGCACCGAACCCGCCACGUCGUGGCUCCGCCGCAGUUCGGUGGCUCUGCUUGUCCCAACCUGACUGAAUUUCAUAUCUGCCAGUCUAGCCCCUGUGCUAUGCAAGAAAGCAUGUACAGCCUAAACGUGGGACCCUGGAGUGCCUGCUCGGUGCCCCACUCGCGGCAGAUAAGGCAAGCGAGGAAGCGAGGGAAGAACAAAGACAAGGAAAAAGAUAGAGAAAAAGCAGUUCGGGAUCCUGAGGCUCGUGAGUUAAUUAAGAAGAAGAGGAAUCGAAACAGGCAAAACAGACAGGAGAACAAAUAUUGGGACAUACAAAUUGGGUAUCAGACCAGGCAGGUUACUUGUACUCACAAAAAUGGGAAAACUGCAGCUUUGAGCUUUUGCGAACAAGACAAGUUGCCAAUUACUUUCCAGUCCUGCGUGAUCACUAAGGAGUGCCAGGUAUCUGAAUGGACAGAAUGGACCCCAUGCUCCAAAACUUGUUUUGACAUGACAACCCCUAAAGGGAAUCGUACAAGGACACGGACCAUUAAACAGCUUCCCAUUGGCAGUGAAAGCGAAUGCCCAGAAUUAGAAGAAACGGAACAGUGUAUUUCUCAAGGGGAUGGAGUGGCACCCUGUAUUACGUAUGGUUGGAGAACCACAGAGUGGACAGACUGCCGUGUUGAUCCUUUACUUAGCCAACAGGACAAAAGACGAGGAAAUCAGACAGCGCUGUGCGGAGGUGGCAUUCAGACCCGGGAAACGUAUUGUGUGCAAGCUAAUGAAAAUCUCCUCUCCUAUUUAAAUACCCUCAAGGAAAAAGAAGAAAGUCAGUCACAGAGCAAGUCGAAGGCUAGUGCUGCACCUCUGCUAUCGAUCACUUUUGAAAUAACAGCUUCUCGGCCCGUGGACCGCAAGCUGUGCACAGGACCUCUGCCCAGCACCAGCCAGCUGUGCCACAUCCCCUGCCCCAUAGAGUGUGAAACCUCGGCAUGGUCAGCCUGGGGGCCGUGUACGUAUGAAAGCUGUGAGGACCCACAGGCCAAGAAGGGUUUUAAACUAAGGAAACGGCGCAUCACGAAUGAGCCAACCGGAGGAACCGGCAACUGCCCUCACCUGCUGGAAGCCAUCCCCUGCGAAGAGCCCUCCUGCUACGAGUGGAGACUCGUGGGGCUGGAGGAGUGCCUUCCCGACAACGAGAAGCCCUGCGGGCCCGGGACCCAAGUGCCUGUCGUCGUCUGUGUCAACAGCGACGGAGAAGAGGUUGACAGACAGCUGUGUAGAGACGCUAUCUAUCCAAUCCCCGUUGCCUGCGACGCUCCGUGCCCGAAGGACUGCGUGCUCAGCAUGUGGUCCGCCUGGUCCUCCUGCUCGCACACCUGCUCCGGCAAAACCACAGAAGGAAAGCAAAUGCGCGCCCGCUCUAUUCUGGCAUAUGCAGGUGAAGGAGGAAUUCAGUGUCCAAAUAGUAGUGCACUGCAGGAAACGCGCAGCUGUAACGAACACUCUUGCACUGUGUAUCAUUGGCAGACUGGACCGUGGGGACAGUGUAUAGAGGAUGCUUCUGUGUCUGCUUUUAACUCAUCUGCCAGCUGGAACGGGGAGGCCACCUGUGCUGUUGGGAUGCAGACAAGAAAAGUAAUCUGCGUGAGAGUCAACGUGGGACAAGUGGGCCCAAAAAAAUGUCCGGAGAGUCUUCGACCAGAAACAGUGAGGCCGUGUCUGCUUCCUUGUAGGAAAGACUGUAUUGUCACUCCAUUCAGUGACUGGACAUUGUGUCCUUCCUCGUGUCAAGAAGGGGAUGUCGCAGUGAAGAAACAGUCUCGUCACAGAGUCAUAAUCCAGCUCCCUGCCAACGGAGGUCGUGAGUGCCCAGAGGCUUUGUUUGAGGAAAAGGAAUGUGAAACUCCUCCCGUCUGCUAUAGCUACAGAUGGAAGACCCACAAAUGGCGCAGGUGCCAGUUGGUACCGUGGUACGUGCGCCAGGACAGUCCAGGAGCACAUGAGACCUGUGGACCUGGGCUACAAGCAAGAGCAAUUACUUGUCGCAGACAAGAUGGAGGACAGGCUGACAUCAGUGAGUGCCUUAAAUAUGCUGGCCCGUUACCGUCCUUAACACAGACGUGCCAGAUUCCUUGCCAAGACGACUGCCAGUUUACAAACUGGUCAAAGUUUUCUCCCUGUAAUGGGGACUGCGGAGGAGUCAGGACCAGAAAACGCACUCUUGUUGGAAAAAGUAAGAAAAGGGAUAAAUGCAAAAACUCUCAGCUAUAUCCUCUGAUUGAGAAUCAGUUUUGUCCAUGUGACAAAUACAGUGCUCAGCCCGUGGGGAACUGGUCGGACUGUAUAUUACCAGAGGGAAAAGUGGAAGGCUUAUUGGGCAUGAAAGUACAAGGAGACAUUAAAGAAUGUGGACAAGGCUACCGCUACCAGGCCAUGGCAUGCUACGAUCAAAACAGUCGACUUGUGGAAACAUCACGGUGCAACAGUCAUGGUUAUAUCGAGGAAGCCUGUAUUAUUCCGUGUCCCUCGGACUGCAAACUCAGUGAAUGGUCCAACUGGUCACGCUGUAGUAAAUCCUGUGGAAGCGGGGUAAAGGUUCGAUCUAAAUGGCUCCGUGAAAAACCCUACAACGGUGGAAGACCCUGUCCUAAGUUAGAUCACGUCAAUCAGGUCUACGAGGUAGUCCCAUGCCACAGUGACUGCAGUCAGCAUAUAUGGGUUACUGAGCCCUGGAGCGUCUGCAAAGUGACCAAUGUGGACUUAAAAGAGAAUUGUGGAGAAGGUGUUCAAACCAGAAAAGUCAGGUGCAUGCUAAACACCGUGGAUGGUCCUUCUGACACUGUAGAGGACUAUCUGUGUGAUCCUGAAGAGAUGCCACUUGGUGCUAGAAAAUGCACAUUACCGUGUCCUGAAGACUGUGUUGUGUCUGAAUGGGGACCAUGGUCUCGAUGUUCUUUGCCAUGCAAUGGAAGUAAUGUCCGUGAAAGGUCAGCAGAGUCUUUGAGACAGCCAGAUGAUGGAAAGUCUUGUCCUGCUGCCACUGAGACAGAGCCCUGCACCUUGAACAAAAAUUGCUACCACUAUGAUUACAACGUGACAGACUGGAGCACAUGUCAGCUCAGCGAGAAGGCUGUCUGUGGUAAUGGUAUCAAAACACGAAUGCUAGAUUGUGUUCGCAGUGAUGGCAAAUCAGUUGACCUGAAGUACUGUGAAGAGCUCGGUUUGGAGAAGACGUGGCAGAUGAAUACAUCAUGUGUAGUGGAAUGCCCUGUAAACUGUCAGCUCUCUGACUGGUCCCCUUGGUCUCAGUGCUCACAGACAUGUGGCCUUACAGGAAAAAUGAUCAGAAGAAGAACCAUAAAUCAGCCAUUUCAGGGGGAUGGGAGGCCUUGUCCUUCUCAGAUGGAGCAGUUCAAACCCUGUCCAGUAAAACCUUGCUAUCGAUGGCAGUAUGGCCAGUGGUCUGAAUGCAAAGUAGAGGAUGCUCAGUGUGGAGAGGGGACACGAGUGAGGAACAUUUCCUGCGUGGUUUUUGAUGGAUCCAUUGAAAAUGUUGGCAAAGUAGUAGAUGAAGAAUUCUGUGGUGAAGUAGAGCCAGUUAUAGACGGUAAUAAGAAGAUGGUACUUGAGGAAACAUGCACUGUCCCUUGUCCAGGGGACUGUUACUUGAAAGAGUGGUCAGAAUGGAGCCUUUGCCAGUUAACCUGUGUUAAUGGUGAGGACCUCGGCUUUGGAGGGAUACAAGUCCGAUCUCGGGCAGUGAUCAUUCAAGAAUUAGAGAAUCAGCACCUCUGUCCGGAACAGGCUUUGGAAACACGACCGUGCAAUGAUGGCCAGUGUUAUGAGUACAAGUGGAUGGCUAGCCCGUGGAAGGGGUCUUCUCGAACGGUGUGGUGCCAAAGGUCAGAUGGCUUAAAUGUCACAGGGGGCUGUUUAGUGAUGCGCCAACCAGAUGCUGACAGGUCAUGUAAUCCACCGUGCAGUCAACCCCACGCUUACUGUAGUGAGACUAGGACGUGCAGUUGCGAAGAUGGAUACACUGAAGUCAUGUCCUCCAAUGGCACACUCGAGCAGUGCACACUCAUCCCAGUGGUAGUGAUCCCCACCAUGGAGGACAAAAAGGGAGAUGUGAAAACCAGUCGAGCUGUGAACCCCACCCAGCCCUCCAGUAACCAGUCAGGACGUGGAAGGACCUGGUUUCUGCAGCCUUUUGGGCCAGAUGGGAGGCUGAAGACCUGGGUUUAUGGUGUAGCUGCUGGUGCAUUUGUUUUACUCAUCUUUAUUGUUUCUAUGAUCUAUCUAGCCUGCAAAAAGCCAAAGAAGCCCCAGCGAAGGCAGAACAACCGACUGAAACCAUUAACCUUGGCUUAUGAUGGAGAUGCAGAUAUGUAAAAUAUAACUUCCCAUGGUGACAAAUGGAAUCUAAAUUGUUGGAUCGAAAUCAGAACAUAUCCAAAGCCACAAGGAUUUGCUAUGGAGUGGAUUAAGUGUUUUGACUUUUUUCCUUUUUGUAACUGCACCGUAGAUAAGGAUGGAUUUAAUAAUGCCUAAGGAUAUUCAAGGUAUUACUGCUUUUCUUUAGACCAUCAACACUGAGAAUUCUGGCAGAACCACUUUGACAGACACUGCAGUUGGAGAUAUUUGCGAUCUUUUCUCAAUCUUACAGAACUAUGAGCACCACGUCCAUCUCCAGAAUGCUGUAGCUGACGUAGUUUUGAAAGCCCCUGCAACAUUAACCAAGUAUAAUCAGUUCAGCAUGAAGAGUUUGUACCAAGCUGUCUAUGACUCUUUAUAUUCAAGCAUAACGUAAAUACUCAGCUGAACCAUAUGUAUUACUCUGUCAGAUUAUAUACUUGUUAAAGAGCAUUUUAGUACUUAGGAAAAUAUUAACUUUUAACUGAGAUUAACCCACUGAGCAAAUUCAACAGUUUGGCAAUUGAUAACUCAUGUUAAUCUGCAUUUCAGAGGGCAAUGACUCACUUGCAAAAUUCUGUUCUGUUAUCACUCCAAAGUGUAAAUGCCUCAGCUAUACAUCGAGAAGGGAAGCAUUCUCAAAUUCAGUAUUUUCUAGCGAUUCCUGUCUGGAAAAAUACUACCCGUUGUAAAUGUUACAAUACGUUUCUACUUUCUCUAACUCAAACUGUUGCCUGCAUCUUUUUUGCUACAUGUAAGGCAAAUUUUUGCACUAUAUUAGUGCAGCAUGAUAUGCACUUAACUAGUAUUGCCAUAGAAACUGCCUCUGUUCAGAAAGGAUGAUGUAUCUUGUGCAAGGAGUGUCAAGGAGACAGGUCGUAAAUCCUGAAGAGAGUAGAGUUCAGUUUGGACUGGGCUUGGAUGGGAUCGGCUGACAACGUGUACUGUAUACACUGUUUCUCAUCACCGUGGCCAUUUGUAGUCUAUUUCAUGGCAGUAAUACAAGUGUCUAGUUUCUUGCCCCAUCUACCUAUACAAAUAUAGAUUGUCCUGCUGGUUUCUAAUUGUACUUUGAAGGCUGUUUAUGACUAGAUUUUUUAUAUUUAUUAACUUUGUUAAAAAAAAAAAAAAGAAAAA
Rhea pennata is the source of this 6198-nucleotide messenger RNA. RefSeq names its product thrombospondin type 1 domain containing 7A (gene THSD7A). Gene Ontology annotation, biological process: cell adhesion. The transcript is spliced from 28 exons. Bases 49 to 5040 code for a protein of 1663 amino acids. Gene Ontology annotation, cellular component: extracellular matrix. NCBI's taxonomy places the organism in Eukaryota, Metazoa, Chordata, Aves, Rheiformes, Rheidae. The record is from RefSeq and is a predicted model, not a curated record.